Molecule: messenger RNA, 3214 nt
Organism: Camarhynchus parvulus
Lineage: Eukaryota; Metazoa; Chordata; Aves; Passeriformes; Thraupidae
Gene: EYA2
Product: EYA transcriptional coactivator and phosphatase 2
Exons: 16
Coding region: 812-2416 (534 amino acids)
Biological process (GO): multicellular organism development; positive regulation of DNA repair; negative regulation of extrinsic apoptotic signaling pathway in absence of ligand
Cellular component (GO): nucleus
Molecular function (GO): protein tyrosine phosphatase activity
Source: RefSeq, a predicted model, not a curated record
UCAGAAGUGGAAAAAUGCAGAAACCCCUGUUUUACAGAGGAGGGGAAUAGAGGUAACCAGGUUAAAUAGGAGUUGGCUUUGUAAACUACUCUGGUAACAGGAAAACUGCGGCUGACACAGGGCUGAAUCCAAGGCUCCCUUAUGAGAGCCCUGGCCACUGGAUCAUGGCAUCAAACUUACCAUUUCUGACAUUCCAAUCGAGAGAAAUAAAGUAAAUUCUUUUUCUAAUAGCAGUUCUAUUUGUGUUAGAAUUUUAAGGUGGCUCUCUAAUUAGUGGUUGAGGGAAAUCAAUGUAGAACUGUAAUUUGCUUGAGCUCAGAUACCUUUGCUCCAAUUUUUGUAUUAGUCCUGUAUAUGCACUAAUUUAAAAAAGAAAAAAAGCAAAACACGAUCUGAAAUUAGGCACGGUCACCUUUUUCCUUGUUUUUUUUUCACUAGAGUUAUCUGAUUUUCUGUGAAGGGGAAAAAGAGGUGAGCUGCUGUAUUUCUUUUGGAAGCCAAGCACAGCAUUCAUAUAUUUUGCACUGUUGAUUUCAUUUUUUAAAUUUUCUGGUAACUCAUUCUGCAAACAGUUGGAGUCAGCAAGAGCAUCUUUGCAUGCUGCUUGUGAGUGACUUGGACAUAUCUGUAGCAGCUGGAGGCAAGAAAUGACUUUGGUUCUUUUGUCUGUGUUGGAAGUUACUCCAUAAAAGUGUCAGAGAGAAGCUACACUGAAGGUGAUGAGCUGAAGUUAAUCCAAUGUCAGGAAACACAUCCACUGUUGAACCAGGCUGUCAGGCUGCUCCUCUGGGCUGUGGAAAGGUAUAAGGAAAUGCUAGAUCUAGUGAUAUCACCCAGCCUGACUGUAAAUAGAGAGUGCCCUGACAGACUGAAGCUUAACCUUUCUCACAUUUAUGCCACGGCUCCAGAUGACAUAGAAGGCAGCAGCAAAGCAGCACCGCAGUGUCCUCUCCAUCUGUACACCACAAAACAUUAUCCCCAUAUAGUGACAGUCCCGUCCUUCCCCACGAUGGCAGCCUAUGGACAGGCUCAGUACAGCACGGGAAUCCAGCAGGCUGCUGCCUACACUGCCUAUCCCCCCCCGGGCCAGCCCUACGGAAUCCCCUCCUACAGCAUUAAGACAGAGGACAGCCUGAGCCACUCUCCAGGGCAGAGUGGCUUCCUCAGCUACGGCUCCGGCUUCAGCGCGCCCGGGGCGGGACAGGCGCCCUACACCUACCAGAUGCACGGCACAACAGGGAUUUACCAGGGAGCCAACGGCCUGACAAAUUCUGCAGGAUUCAGUGCUGUGCAUCAGGAAUAUUCCUCGUAUCCCAGCUUCCCUCAGAGCCAGUACUCUCAGUAUUACAGCUCGUCCUACAACUCCCCAUACGUGUCUGCCAACAGCAUCAGCCCCUCGGCCAUCCCCACCUCCACCUACUCCCUGCAGGAGUCUUCCCACAACAUCACCAGCCAGAGCACAGAAUCACUCCCUGGGGAAUAUUCAACAACACCAGCAAAAGAUGUAGAGACAGACAGACAUCACAGAGGGUCAGAUGGCAAGGUACGAGCCCGGUCAAAAAGAAGCAACGAUCCUUCCCCUACUGCUGACAGUGAGAUUGAGCGUGUGUUUGUAUGGGAUUUGGAUGAGACGAUAAUUAUUUUUCACUCCUUACUCACGGGAACCUUUGCAUCCAGAUAUGGGAAGGACACCACAACCUCUGUGAGGAUAGGUCUCAUGAUGGAAGAAAUGAUCUUCAACCUUGCAGAUACACAUCUGUUCUUCAAUGACCUGGAGGACUGUGACCAGAUCCACAUAGAUGAUGUAUCAUCAGAUGAUAAUGGUCAGGAUCUAAGCACGUACAACUUCUCUGCAGAUGGCUUCCACAGCUCCACUGCCAGUGCAAACCUGUGCCUGGGCUCGGGCGUCCACGGCGGGGUGGACUGGAUGAGGAAAUUGGCGUUCCGCUACCGCCGGGUCAAAGAGAUGUACAACACCUACAAGAACAAUGUGGGGGGUUUAAUAGGAGCUCCUAAGAGGGAGACCUGGCUGCAGCUGAGAGCAGAGCUGGAGGCUCUGACUGAUCUCUGGCUCACCCAUGCUCUGAAGGCCCUGAAUUUGAUACAUUCCAGGCCCAACUGUGUGAAUGUGUUGGUCACCACAACUCAGCUUAUACCAGCUCUGGCUAAAGUGCUUCUCUAUGGGCUGGGCACUGUCUUCCCCAUUGAAAACAUUUACAGUGCGACAAAAACAGGGAAAGAGAGCUGUUUUGAAAGAAUAAUGCAGAGGUUUGGAAGGAAAGCCGUGUACAUUGUAAUAGGAGAUGGUGUUGAAGAGGAACAGGGAGCAAAAAAGCACAACAUGCCCUUCUGGAGAAUCUCCUGUCACGCUGACCUGGAAGCUCUUCGGCACGCCUUGGAACUUGAAUAUUUGUAGCAAACCCCAACAUCUGAGCACUGGGAGGGCUUCACUCAGACUCUUACAUCGGUUCCACCUAUUCCUCAAGGUUUUCUUCGUUAAAAAAAAAAAUCCCACAGCAACUGCAGUUUUUCUUUUUCUUGAAGGAGAACCCUUUCAGUGGAAGCCUUUAAGAACUUGCAGCCAAAGAAUAUUGUCUCAAGUCCUCCUUCCUUUGGACAGAGGAAAAUGCUCCUGAUCAGUCACUGGGAUGCUGCAGUUGCUGGCUGAGGUGGAGGCACAGAGCUCUAAUGGCCUUUUUGCCAUCAGCAAGGCAAAUGCUACAAGUCUGGGUCUCCCUGACAGCAUUCUUGGUUUUCAAAGGGGCAGAGGACACAGCAAGGAGUCUCUGCACAAUCCAUCACAUCACACAGGACCUUCUGAAAAUAGGAGUGAAACUGUUGAUUUUUUUUUGUUGUUGUUUUAUUUUUUUGUAUUUUUUUAAUUUAUGAACUAAUCUCAUUACUCUGGUAUUAAGCUCUGUACCUGUUUUUCAUCUGAUUUUUGGGGGUUGGGAGGGGUGGGGAAAGUCUUACUGUUCUAAGUUAAUAGUUCAUUUCUCCAGAACAAACUCUGGGGAGAAUCAUAUUGUGUACAGGAGUAGUAAGGACACGUGGUACUGCUGGUAAGAACUGUGGCUGUGGUUUUGAAGCUCACCAAGAGGGUACAUGGACUGUGCCUGUGUCUACACGGUGCCUUAUGCUGCCUUCUUGGGGCUGAGGAUGGGGGAAAGUACCUUGUGAUGAGUGAAAGGCAUUAAAUAAAAACAUGUUUACA